This is a messenger RNA of Protopolystoma xenopodis, 1020 nucleotides long. The record is from the annotation of a GenBank genome assembly. NCBI's taxonomy places the organism in Eukaryota, Metazoa, Platyhelminthes, Monogenea, Polystomatidea, Polystomatidae.
CUUCUUGAAUCCUUCAUUGAUCUCGAUCAAUUGGUUCAGGACCCUCAAACUCUCGUCUCUACGGGUUCUACUUCACCUCAGCUUUCCUCAGCAUGGUUCUCAGACUCGCUUAGCCUUAAUUUGCCUCCUGCUGCUGGCGCAGAGCCUAACACUGUUUCCGGAGCCGCCUGUGACCUUUUGCUACCGGAUAAUGGCAUCACUGCACCUGUAGUUCAUUCGAUUGAUCCCACUACCUCAACCGCACAUAGCGUAGAAGACAAUGUCAAUGUGGACUCUGGACCUAAGUUUUCCUCAAUCAGUCAAAUGAAUGUCCUGAACGAACCUCUUAUUCCCGCCGCGGGUGAUAGUAGUAUUUUGGCAAUUUCAACUGGAAAGACAAUGGUGUCUUCUUCGUCGGCAGCCCCAGUGAAUGGAGUUGAUUUGGUCAGCUUUUUGAAUGACUACGACCUGGGCCAUCAGCUUAUUAUAUCAGAGUUGACAGGGCUAUGCGAAGAGGAAGAAGUUCUGCAACCAUCCUCAUCAGUACCGAUUCCACCAGCCACUUUGACGAAUGCCUCUUUAAAUACAAAUGCAGUUGCUCCGGACCCAGAUGUGGUGGAUGGUUUACUACAGCAGCCUUCCACCACUAGCUGCUUGCCUAUUAGCUACGCUUUAUCAAGCGAAUCAGCAAUCGUUGCAGUUAACGCACCCACUUCAAUCUAUAACGGUCUGCUUGACCACUCAUGCCUUCCAAAUCAUCCUCCUACCUCUCCAUCUAUGCAGAACCCAUCUGUUUCUGCAUCUGAUUCUCUUGAUUCUCAGCUAAUUCGUUCGUCUGUGAAUACCUCACCAGGGAUUGCAGAGCUCCGAAUGCCAGUUUGCCUGUCUGGUCUCCCUGGGGCUGAGGAAGUGCGCUAUCGAUCCAGAGAGGAGGUCUUGGCGGCUAUCCUAAGGCAAGCCGCCCUUUAUUCAUACGAUCAAUUUCUCUAUAACUCCAUAUUUCAUUUUUGUCAUGCAUUCUUUCCAUUAAACAGAUUUUGA